AUGGCUGCCACCACCACUGCCCGCCCUGUGGGUGCUCUGAGGCGCAAUGUCACCGCCGACUCGGCUCCUUCGACCAUUGCAAACUCGCCAUCCGACUCCCUAGCUGGAUCGGCUUCCAACACUUCCCUGUCGUCGCUCGGCUCUGAGGCUGACAUCGUCGCUAAGCCCGCCGGCAAGCUUCUCGAUACCUACGGCAACGAGUUCGAGAUCCCCGACUACACCAUUGGCCAGCUCCGCUCUGCCAUCCCCAAGCACUGCUUCGAGCGCUCCGCCGUCCGCAGUCUGGGCUACGUUGCCCGCGACCUUGCUCAGCUCGCGGCUACCUUCUACCUAUUCCACAACUAUGUGACGCCCGAGACCAUCUCUUCGAUGCCCGUUCGCGCUGUCCUGUGGACUCUGUACACCUUCAUGCAGGGUCUGUCUGGAACCGGUCUUUGGGUCAUGGCCCACGAGUGCGGUCACCAGGCCUUCUCUCCCUCCAAGGUCCUCAACGAUACCGUUGGCUGGGUCUGCCACUCCGCUCUUCUUGUCCCCUACUUCUCCUGGAAAAUCUCCCACGGCAAGCACCACAAGGCCACUGGCCACAUGGAGCGCGACAUGGUCUUCGUGCCCAAGACCCGUGAGGUCUACGCUUCCCGUGUUGGCAAGUUCGUCCACGAGCUCCACGAGUUGACCGAGGAGACUCCCAUCGCUACCCUCAUCCACAUGGUCACUCAGCAGCUUGGUGGCUGGCCCACGUACCUGAUGAGCAACGUCACCGGCCACAACUUCCACGAGCGCCAGUCCGAGGGCAAGGGUGUCGGCAAGAAGAACGGCUUCUUGAAGGGCGUCAACCACUUCAACCCCUCGUCUCCUCUGUAUGAGAAGAAGGACGAGAAGCUCAUCCUGCUCUCUGAUGUCGGCAUUGCCAUCACCCUUGCUGCUCUUACCUGGGUCGGCAAGAACUACGGUUUUGCCAACCUCCUCGUCUGGUACAUCAUUCCUUACCUCUGGGUCAACCACUGGCUCGUUGCCAUUACCUUCCUUCAGCACACCGACCCCACUCUUCCUCACUACGACGCAAAGACCUGGACUUACGUUCGCGGAGCCGCUGCUACCAUCGACCGUGAGUUCGGCUUCAUCGGACGCACUCUCCUCCACGGCAUCAUCGAGACCCACGUUCUCCACCACUACAUCUCCACCAUCCCCUUCUACAACGCUGAUGAGGCUUCUGAGGCUAUCAAGCCCGUUAUGGGCAAGCACUACCGCUCUGAUACCGAGGGUGGCUCGAUCGGUUUCAUCAAGUCCAUGUGGAAGAGUGCUCGCAUGUGUCAGUGGGUCGAGCCCACCGAGGGUGCCACCGGUGAGAACGCUGGUGUUCUGUUCUUCCGCAACCACAACGGCCUUGGUGUCCCACCCACAAAGGUCAUGGCCCCGGUCGCUCAGACGACUGCUGGCAAGGGCGCGAAGAUGGAGAUUGGCCCUGAGGACGAGUAG
This is a messenger RNA of Ascochyta rabiei, 1476 nucleotides long. RefSeq lists its product as uncharacterized. Gene Ontology annotation, biological process: lipid metabolic process. Bases 1 to 1476 code for a protein of 491 amino acids. The transcript has a single exon. NCBI's taxonomy places the organism in Eukaryota, Fungi, Ascomycota, Dothideomycetes, Pleosporales, Didymellaceae. The record is from RefSeq and is a predicted model, not a curated record. Gene Ontology annotation, molecular function: oxidoreductase activity.